AAAAAGUCGAAAGAAAAUCAACGAUCAGGAUUAAAGGCAUGAAGCGCGUUUAAGCAAUAUCUGCGUUAAUCCUAACGGUUACGAUGAUGACACGUGGUCCCUUAUUUUACGGGAUGUCGUUACUUUUUUUCUCCACUUAAAGAAGAUUAGAGAGGAAAGGAGGAGACGAAAAAUGGGCCAAGCGGCGUCGUCUACGGCGGAAUCUAACGGAAGAGAGGUAGAUCUCCGCCUAUGCUCCGUAACUCCGAUGAUCAUCGUCGUCGGCGGUGGCGGCGGAGGCGGAGGAGGAGAAUCGAUGGAUUCUGGAAUUAGAGAUCGCGAUUUCACUUCAGAUCUACCAGACGAGUGCUUAGCUCACGUGUUUCAGCACCUCGGAGCCGGAGAUCGGAAACGAUGCUCUCUCGUUUGCAAACGGUGGCUAUUCGUCGACGGUCAGAACCGUCACCGGUUAUCUCUCGACGCACGAGCCGAGAUCUCAUCGUUUCUAACGUCCAUGUUAAACCGGUUCGAUUCGGUUACGAAGCUCGCUCUCCGAUGCGAUCGGAAGUCGAUUAGUUUAAGCGACGAGGCUCUUGUUGUUAUCUCCGUUCGUUGCUUGAAUCUGACACGUGUCAAGCUUCGUGGCUGCCGUGAGAUAACGGAUUUAGGGAUGGUGGAGUUCGCUAAGAACUGUGGGAAUCUAAAGAAGUUUUCCGUUGGAUCUUGUAAUUUCGGAGCGAGAGGUGUUAAUGCGAUGCUUGAGAAUUGUAAGGCUCUUGAGGAGUUGUCUGUGAAGAGGCUCAGAGGGAUACAUGAGGCUGCGGAGAUGAUUCGUGGCUCUUCUUCGCUUAGGUCUAUUUGCUUGAAGGAGCUUGUUAAUGGACAGGUGUUUGAGCCUUUGGUUGCUAAUACUAAGACGUUGAAGACGUUGAAGAUUAUUCGGUGUUUGGGUGAUUGGGAUAAGGUUUUGGAGAUGAUUGGGGAAGGGGAGAGCUCAUUGAGUGAGAUUCAUCUCGAGAGGCUUCAAGUUAGUGACUUUGGGCUUUCCGCGGUUUCGAAAUGCUCAAAGGUCGAGACUUUGCAUAUAGUGAAGACGCCGGAGUGUUCAAACUUUGGUUUGAUUGAUGUUGCGGAGAGGUGUAAGUUGCUGAGGAAGCUUCAUAUUGAUGGAUGGAGGACUAAUAGGAUUGGUGACGAAGGUCUAGUGGCUGUUGCUAGACAUUGCUUGAACUUACAGGAGCUUGUGUUGAUUGGGGUUAACGCAACGCAUAAGAGUUUAUCAGCGAUUGCUUCGAACUGUGAGAAGCUCGAGAGGUUGGCGCUUUGCGGGAGUGGAACUAUAGGGGAUACGGAGAUUGCUUGCAUCGCUAAGAAAUGUGGAGCGUUGAGGAAGUUUUGUAUCAAAGGGUGUCCGGUUUCGGAUUUGGGGAUCGAGGCGCUUGCUGCUGGUUGUCCUAAUUUGGUGAAGUUGAAGGUGAAGAAGUGUAAAGUGGUGACUGGAGAGAUUGGAGUGUGGCUUCGUGAACAGAGGAGGACGCUUGUGGUGAGUAUGGAUGGUGAUGAGACUGAAGCAACGGUAGCGGUUGAUGGGGAGAGUGAAACAGCGUGGGAGGAGCCGAGGAUGGGUCAUGUUCGUGGUGGUGGUGGUGUGCCGGAGAUUGUUGGUUCAGGUAGUAACGGUGGUGGUGGGAACAAUGGAGGAAGUAGUAGAUUAGCGACGAUUAGGUCGAAGUUUGGGUUCUUUGCUGGAAGGAACUUAGUAAGUUGCAGAUUCAGGAGAUGGUCUCAUAAUCAUAAUGACAAUGGUUCUAGUUCUACUUGAUCAACUACUAUAAAACGAUAAUUGUCAAAAAGAAAAAAAAAAGCUUUCUUCUGCCUUCUUGUUUGAUUUAUGUUUGUCUGUAAUCCUAUUUCAUGAUGUUUCCAUGUGUGUGUGUAAGAAGAAGACUUUGUUAAUUAGAAAAGUGAUUCCAAGGAAGAAUGUUUAUUUGUUAUUUCUCUGUUUGG
Molecule: messenger RNA, 1986 nt
Organism: Eruca vesicaria subsp. sativa (arugula)
Lineage: Eukaryota; Viridiplantae; Streptophyta; Magnoliopsida; Brassicales; Brassicaceae
Source: the annotation of a GenBank genome assembly